Messenger RNA from Linum tenue, 2114 nucleotides. The record is from the annotation of a GenBank genome assembly. Lineage: Eukaryota; Viridiplantae; Streptophyta; Magnoliopsida; Malpighiales; Linaceae.
AGCUCGUUAAGAUUGAGGAUAUAUGCUGUCCGAUCCUUGCCUUUCUUGCUCAUCUCCUAGCGGCAUUUCUGUACAUAGUUUGUGGAACUCAUGAACAGCCUAAUUGACUGUGGAAAGUAAGAAAACCCUAGGUCGUAGAGAGUUAGCCAGCGGUUAUGGAGAACGGAGGAGAAGGAAUAGACAGACUAGACCAACUCCCAGACCACAUUCUUCACCAUAUCCUUUCUUUCCUCGACACCAAACACUCCGUUCAGACCUCCGUGCUAUCCAAUCGGUGGAGAUCUCUCUGGAAAAAUGUCACUCACCUCAAUUUCAACAGGGAUUCCUUCACGAGUUAUCCUUGUUUCAGUAGGUUCUUGAAAGAUGCUCUGGAUGCCUUUGGUGGUGAUGAUUCCCGUAUCGUGAAGGUGAGCUACAAGGAGAGGAAUUUGUGGCGACGGACCCAUGUGAGGAAGUUUCACGGGAUCAUGAAAUAUGCGAAGUCCCAUCAUAUUCGACACCUCCGCAUUCACAGCGGUACGUCGAUGAGGUCAAAUUUCUGGGAUUUGGUGGGCUCCUUUCUGAACUGUGAUCUGGAUACUCUGGAGCUAGGUCGAGUCAGUGUUGUUGCCCCACUUGAUUGGAUGGGGUUCCGAAUUCUGGAGAAUUUGGCUAUGGAAGACUGCUUGCUGCAUUGUUAUAGCGAAAAAGAUAUUGGUUUCUUCACUAACUUCCCCUGUCUGAAGAAUUUGGUUCUUUCUGAUUGCGAUUUCGUCCAUGCCAAGAAGUGCUUCAAGGUAUAUGGACCCCAACUGCUGAACCUGGAAAUUCAAGGUAUGAACUUACAGAAGGCGCCAGUUCAGAUAGUUGCUCCAAAGCUUAAAUUCUUCAGCUACGUGUUCAUAUCGGUUGUCCCGGAAUUCUCCCAGUUAAGCCUUCCUUUACUUGACCAUGCCAACAUAGGCAGCAAGUAUGCUCUCCAUUCUGUUGAAGAGAAGAAAGCAAUGGUAACUGCAAAUUUUGUCAACCUGUUCCAAGGUCUGCACAAUGCAACUUCUCUGCGGUUGGACUAUCAUAUCAUUCAGGCACUGAGCAAGAUUUGUGAUGGAUUGGAGCAUCAACCUUGUCCCUUUACCCGAUUGAAGUGCUUGAAAGUGCCGUGCAGUGAAGAGUCCUGCACUAUACCGCCUCAACUGAUCAAUUACUUCCUCAAGGGUUCUUCCACUACAAAUCCAGCAGCAUUUCUUCAGUUUGUCUAGGUGAUUGAAGUUCUAGAAAAGCUUUUUUGAUCCCCGCCCCACUCGUCGUGGUGCAAGGUGGACUCUGAUUUGGCUUGUCCUCGGUUUACUUGAACGAGUACUUGUAUCACCAUGCUAGCAUUUCCUCUUCACUGCCUGCGUAAACUAUUCCUACUCGAACUUCUUCUAUAUGCAUUCACCCCCUUUGCUUUUGCUAUUGUUGCUGCCUUGCUUGCAGUUGCUGGUGUGCUUACUCUUCUACAUUAUCCUGUUUUAUUGGAAGAUAUUCCUCACAUCUAUGGGGAAUAAGUUUAGCUAGCUUGACUUGAAUUUGAAGGGUUGUACUGCUUUUGUUGUUCUUAGAUAUGUAUGUCGCUCUAGCUUAAGCUCCUUUUUGUUGUACAUUACCUCGCCAGAGACAACGAAGGAACAGAACAUUCUCUAUGUAUCUUUGGAAACUCUGAUAUGCUUCGAAAGAAUCCGGGACAUGUUUUCAAGCGCAUCUCCACACAAUAAGGAGGUUUGAACAACAUAUUUGGUGUCAAAAAACGAAAAGGAUGUGAUGAAUAAUGGAUUCCAGAAGACAGCUUAACCUGCUGAUAGCAAUAGCUUCUUGUCUUCGCGGCAUUUCCUUCUGCCAUUCCCGGACUUGCAGCUGGUGUUGUUCACGGGUUGGAGAGGAGAAACCUUGAAGUGUUUAUAUGUUUGUUACUUUGAUUCCAAGGCAGACAGAGACACUCUGUUCUGGUCUUUGUGCUACAAAAAUGAGAGAAAUGACAAGAGUAAUGAAGUCCCCGCCAACUCUUCCAGAGUUGUUUUUUUAGCUAUACAAAAAACCUGUCGAUGCGAUAAUAGUUCUUUCAUUCAUCAGAAGACUAUAGUACGAGAAAUGUCAAC